GAAGUGGAGCCUAAAUUCCCCACCGUGGUGCCGGUACGAGACUUCGACCCAGCCAAAGACGCCGCCAGGAUCGAGAUGGCCGUCAAGACUAAAAGAGUAGACGAACAGACCGUCAUCGACAUCCUGACCCGACGCAGCGGAGAGCAGCGGAGAGAGAUCGCCUUUGAGUACGAACGCAUCGCCAAGAAGGAUCUGAUGACGGCCCUGAAGGGGGCGCUGUCCGGUCCUCUAGAGGCUCUAAUGUUGGGUCUGAUGAAGACCACCGCUCAGUACGACGCCUCUGAGCUCAAAGCCUCCAUGAAGGGACUGGGGACGGAUGAGGAAACCCUGAUCGAGAUCGUCUGCUCCAGAAACAACAAAGAACUGGAGGAGAUCAAGGAGGUUUACAAAGAGAUGUUUAAGAAGGAGGUGGACAAAGACGUAGCAGGAGACACAUCGGGAGACUUCGCUAAACUGCUGCUGGCGCUGGUUCAGACAAAGAGAGAUGAACCCUCUAAUGUGGUGGACUAUGAGAAGAUUGACGAGGACGCCAGAUCUCUGUAUGAAGCCGGGGUGAACAGGAAGGGAACCGACGUGAACACCUGGAUCUCCAUCAUGGCUCAGGGGAGCAUCCCUCACCUGCAGAAAGGUGAACUACACCUACAACACCACAGCACAUUUAGACACAGAUUCACCGGAUUCUACCAUCACCAUAUUUCAUAUUCAUUUUAUGUAUAACACCAACGUUCUUUAUGUUUA
Messenger RNA from Anarrhichthys ocellatus (wolf-eel), 738 nucleotides. RefSeq names its product annexin A2-A-like. Gene Ontology annotation, molecular function: phosphatidylserine binding; calcium-dependent phospholipid binding; calcium ion binding. The transcript has 7 exons. Gene Ontology annotation, cellular component: vesicle membrane; cytoplasm; plasma membrane. Lineage: Eukaryota; Metazoa; Chordata; Actinopteri; Perciformes; Anarhichadidae. The annotation marks the transcript as partial. The record is from RefSeq and is a predicted model, not a curated record.